CACAAACGUCCCAGCUGUAACCUGCUCCAGGUAUCCUCAUCCAACGAUGUCUUCCAUCUCAGUAGCAUUCUUCGUCCUUGCCCUCUGUGCUGCGGCCCUCGCAGGACCAGCAGUACCAGUGGUUCCAGUUUUGCCCAUCCAGAAUUUUCAACCAAGACCAUAUCAGUACGGAUAUGCCUUCGCUGACGGCCUCGGUAUGAGCCAACACAAAAAUGAAGUUGCUGACGGCACAGGAGCUGUGAAGGGUGCUUACGGAUACCAGGAUCCUCUCGGAGUCUACAGGAAUGUCGAGUACACAGCCGACAAGGACGGGUACAAGGCCGUGAUCCGCAGCAACGAACCUGGAACCUCGAACCACGCUGCCGCAGAUGCUGUUUACAUUGUUGAACUCCCACCAGCAGCUGCUAUUGCUCAAGGACUCAGAGCAGCAGUGCCUGUAGCCAAAUUGACCGUCUGAUCUGUAACCGUUUGCCAAACUGACCGUCUGAUUCAAGUAUAACAUCUGUUGACAGCAAAUAAAGAUC
Molecule: messenger RNA, 524 nt
Organism: Argiope bruennichi
Lineage: Eukaryota; Metazoa; Arthropoda; Arachnida; Araneae; Araneidae
Product: cuticle protein 10.9-like
Exons: 1
Coding region: 47-457 (136 amino acids)
Cellular component (GO): chitin-based extracellular matrix
Molecular function (GO): structural constituent of chitin-based larval cuticle
Source: RefSeq, a predicted model, not a curated record